AUGAAAGAAGUAGUUCGUAAAGAGGUUGUCAAGUUGUUGGAUGCGGGGCUGAUUUACCCCAUAUCCGACAGCUCAUGGGUUAGUCCAGUGCACGUGGUACCAAAGAAAGGGGGGACUACUGUGAUAAAAAAUGAGAAAAAUGAGUUGAUCCCAACUAGAACUGUUACAGAAAGACGCCAGCAAACAAAUUUGAUCCUAAAUCGGGAGAAGUGCCAUUUUAUGGUAUAUGAAGGAAUCAUGUUGGGACACAAAAUUUCCAAUCGAGGCAUAGAAGUAGACAAAGCAAAAGUGGAGGUGAUAACUAAUUUACCACCACCAGUGAAUGAAAAAGGCAUCAGAAGCUUCUUGGGACUUGUGGGUUUUUACCGCAGGUUCAUCAGGGACUUUUCUAAGAUCACCAAACCAUUGACAAACUUACUUGUAAAAGAUACACCUUUUCUUUUUGACAAAAAGUGCAGCGAAGCUUUUGAGAUCCUGAAGAGGGAGUUGGUGUCUGCUCCUAUAGUGAUUUCCCCUGAUUGGUCUCUCCCUUUUGAGAUCAUGUGUGAUACAAGUGAUAAUGCAGUAGGGGCAGUGCUAGGACAAUGA
Messenger RNA from Lathyrus oleraceus (garden pea), 588 nucleotides. RefSeq lists its product as uncharacterized. NCBI's taxonomy places the organism in Eukaryota, Viridiplantae, Streptophyta, Magnoliopsida, Fabales, Fabaceae. The coding region runs from base 1 to 588 and encodes 195 amino acids. The transcript has 2 exons. The record is from RefSeq and is a predicted model, not a curated record.